This is a messenger RNA of Tuber melanosporum (Perigord truffle), 1230 nucleotides long. RefSeq lists its product as uncharacterized. Gene Ontology annotation, biological process: secondary metabolic process. The record is from RefSeq and is a predicted model, not a curated record. The transcript has 4 exons. Gene Ontology annotation, cellular component: cytoplasm. The coding region runs from base 72 to 1094 and encodes 340 amino acids. Gene Ontology annotation, molecular function: carboxy-lyase activity; hydrolase activity. NCBI's taxonomy places the organism in Eukaryota, Fungi, Ascomycota, Pezizomycetes, Pezizales, Tuberaceae.
CAAGAGCUCCGCAUUCCUUACCCCUUUCUUACAGUCAUCUUUCCAGAAAGCCACCUUUGGAUAGAAAAAAAAUGAACGCUUCAACGGCAUUUAUAGGGCCUGGGAGAAUUGAUACACAUCACCACUACUUCGGGGACUCGGUCCCAGAACUGGUAUCAGAAUUCACAAACGAUGGAGCUCAAGCCUUCUUCUUCCCAAAGGGCGUGGACGACCACUUGAAGUACAUGGAUUCCAUGGGAAUCCAGACGGCCGUACUGGCGCCAAGUAUCAAGAUGGAAUGGCAUACCCAAUGGCCACCGGCGAGAUGGAAGAACCUGUGCGAGAGGACGCUGAAAGCCCAGCUGAAGGUUCAGGAAUCGAAUCCGCUCCGCUUUGGGACGUUUGCCAUGCUCCCCUUCCCGCAUGUUAACGAGACUUUGGACUUCGUGAGGGAUAUAUACACCCGUGAGGUCAAGCCAGAUGGUUUCGCGCUGUCUACGGCUAUGGGGAAUAAAUACCUCGGUGAUCCAGCCUUCGAUCCCAUGUGGGACGAAUUGAAUAUGCAUAGCGCAGCGAUUUUCGUCCACCCUGCGGACACUGCAAUGCCGCCGGGACUGGAGUAUAAGCCAUACGUGUUCGAAUAUGCCUUCGACACAGCCCGUGCUAUGGCCAGCACCAUAAUCAACGGCGUGUUCACCCGCUAUCCGAACCUCAAAUUCAUCUUCUCCCACAACGGCGGCGCAUUCCCGUUCAUGGCGAAACGCCUGGACGACGUCGGCCCCUCUGCUAAAAAGAUGAACAACGGAAAGUCGGUGUUCGAGGUGAUCAGGACGAGCAACAUCUUCGUCGACACCGCCAUUUCCGCCCCGAUACAGUGGCCGGUAACGCUGGACAUUGGCUUCCCCGUAGAACGCAUAAUAUAUGCGUCGGAUUAUCCGUACACGGCCGCUGUCGGUGAGGUUGCAUAUCACGGGAAAACGGCCCCGGAGGAGUCCGGACAAUUCACGAGGCACGAGUUGGAUGUUAAGAUCGCCCGUGAGAAUGCUUUGAAAGGACUUUUCCCGAGACUGGCUGUGGAGUACAAGAAGGCGUUUGGGCACAAAGUUGACUGCUGAGUCGGAGUAGUUGCUGGAUGAAUGGGUGUUUUCGGGAUGUGGAGUACUUAAAAGCGAAGGCAUGUGCUCGAAUUGAUAUUUGUGGAACAUAUCUUUGGCCCUCGGUAGCUGUCAACUUGAAUCAAUACUUCCAUAA